CCUCCCUCUCAUCUCUCCCCUCCUCCCUCCAUCUGUCUGUGUUUGGAUUUCACAGUAAUAACCUGUUGCAUUCAGGGGCAGACUGACACAUAGGCAGACCUCUAUAGCAUCUAAACAACUGACACACUUUUUCAACACAACACACAUUCACACAGCUUUGGAGAGACAGAUGAUUUAGUCUGUGGUUUACUACUCAAUGUUAGUACACAGUGAGUUGGUUUUGAGGUUGUGUGGCUGGUUGACUGGCUGGGAUGGGACGAUGUAGUGUCUAGCAUUCUACACAGACAGAAGGAAGACAACAUAAAGAUGACGGGGCAGGUGUUGGGUGAGGGCACUGAGCUGGCGUCUCAGAGGCUGUCAGUGAAGACAUGGCUGGACGAGGAAUGUGAGAGAGCAGACAGCAACCUGAGUCGAGCCCAGUCUAUGUGUGAUGACACGUCGUCAGAACUACAACGGAUGGCUGUCAUUGACCGGAGAGGACUCACCUCCCAAAACUCCUUCAGAGGGAGAGGAGCCAUGUCCAGGUUGGUCAGCAUGGUGGUGACUUUGAGAGAGUGGGCUCAUAAGAGUUUGGUUGAGGAGCAAGAGAGACCUGAUUCGUUCCUGGAAAGGUUCCGAGGCCCCGAUCUGCAGGCUCCGCCCAGCAGGAUCAGCCAAUCACGACCGGAUGCUGAGCCCACGGACCACAACGAUCACAUACACACUAAGAGUCCAGGUAUGUUGAUAUUAUCUCCAGCUGAUGAUAUCUAUUACCACUGGCUCCUCAUCAUCUCGACUGCUGUGCUCUACAACUGGUGUCUCCUGGUGGCCAGGGCAUGUUUUGAUGAGCUUCAGACGAGUGGUGCCAUCGUGUGGCUGGUGUUGGACUACCUGUGUGACGGUCUCUACAUCUUGGACACAGCCGUCAGGCUACGCACAGGUUUCCUGGAGCAGGGUCUGUUGGUGAAGGACCUCUCUAAGCUGAGAGACAGUUAUCUGAAGACGGUUCAGUUUAAACUAGACCUGUUGUCUAUCCUGCCUACUGACCUGUUCUACCUAUCUCUGGGAAUACACACUCCUCUCCUCCGCUUCAACAGACUGCUGCGGUUCAACCGCAUGUUCGAGUUCUUCGACCGCACAGAGACCAGGACCAGUUACCCCAAUGCCUUCCGCAUCACUAACCUGGUCCUUUACAUACUGGUGAUCAUCCACUGGAAUGCCUGUAUGUACUACUCCUUCUCCAAGGCCCUGGGACUGGGGUCUGACUCCUGGGUGUAUCCCAACCAGACCACUCUGUCGCGGGGUUACAUCUACUGCCUCUACUGGUCCACCCUCACCCUCACCACCAUAGGAGAGACACCGCCACCCGUACGAGAUGAGGAGUUCCUCUUCGUGGUCUUUGACUUCCUGGUGGGCGUGUUGAUCUUCGCCAGCAUCGUGGGGAAUGUGGGAGCCAUGAUCUCCAACAUGAACGCUACGCGGGCAGAGUUCCAGAGCCGCAUCGACCAGGUAAAACACUACAUGCAGUUCAGACACGUCAGCCGUGACCUGGAGCACCGUGUCAUUCGCUGGUUUGACUACCUCUGGACCAAUCAGAAGGCGGUAGACGAACAGGAAGUUCUGAAGAGCCUGCCCAAUAAACUGAGGGCUGAGAUCGCUAUCAAUGUGCACCUGGAGACUUUGAAGAAGGUGCGUAUCUUCCAGGACUGUGAAGCAGGCCUGCUAGUAGAGUUGGUAUUGAAGCUGCGUCCCCAGGUCUUCUCUCCAGGAGACUAUAUCUGUCGUAAAGGAGACAUUGGGAAGGAGAUGUACAUUAUUAAAGAUGGCCGCCUGGCGGUGGUGGGAGAUGAUGGAGCUACUCAGCUGGCCAUGCUCACUUCAGGAAGCUGCUUCGGGGAGAUCAGCAUCCUGAACAUCCGGGGCAGUAAGAUGGGAAACAGGAGAACAGCUAACAUCCGUAGCCUUGGUUACUCUGACCUGUUCUGUCUGUCUAAGAGAGAUCUGACCGAGGCACUCAGCGACUUCCCUCAUGCUAGAACCCAGUUGGAGCAGAGGGGGCGGGACAUCCUCAGGAAGGAGGGGCUACUGGAUGAAGUGGGAGGAGAUAGCCUGGGAGUGGAGGAAAUGGAGGAGAAGGUGGAGAAGUUGGAGGCGUGUGUGGAUCGUCUCCAGACGCGGUUGGCACGUUUACAAAUGGAGUAUGCCACCGCGCAGCAACGUCUAAAGCAGCGAAUCACGGCUCUGGAACACAGCGUCGGCACCACGGUUACCGUCGGAAGCGGUUUGCUGUCCGACGCCGACGGCAACGAGAGUGGCGGUGAUGACGGAGCACGCAGUGAGAUCAACAUCAGACUGUGACAACAACGCUGUAUCGCCAUUGAGACAGCUGGAAGAGCGUUUAUCUUAUAUACUCUCUGUUUUAUUUAGUUAGAUUUAUAUUUUUGUGGCAGAUUUGUGGCAGAUUUGAUAUCUGUUGUUCUUGUUGUUUAUGUCUGUAAGCAGGGUGUCGCUGUAUUUAAUGAUGGUGUAACGCUGAAUCUACCUGUAAGCUACUGUAUGUUCAACAAUGUAAAAACAAAACUGUCUCCUGAAAAACAUGUUGAAGAAAUUAUUUCACUUUAAAUUCCUGUUAAUGACAACCCAAAUAAUAACUUCCAAUAGUUUUUUUUUUACUUGAUGGUUAUUUUGGAAAUAACAGAGCUCUCUCUACCAGGCGGUUGAGAAGUCAACAGGAAAUAACAGAGCUCUCUCUACCAGGCAGUUGAGAAGUCAACAGGAAAUAACAGAGCUCUCUCUACCAGGCAGUUGAGAAGUCAAAAGGAAAUAACAGAGCUCUCUCUACCAGGCGGUUGAGAAGUCUGAGGGUCAUACCAGCAAUGCCAUAUUAGAAUGUCAAUUUCCAUACAAUUUUACUAAUUUCAACAAUAUUUAAAAAAAAUACUUUAGAUCUGCUUCAAUGGCAACUAUAGGUCAAAUAAGGACUA
Salmo salar (Atlantic salmon) is the source of this 2963-nucleotide messenger RNA. RefSeq names its product cyclic nucleotide-gated cation channel. The record is from RefSeq and is a predicted model, not a curated record. Gene Ontology annotation, molecular function: cGMP binding; intracellularly cAMP-activated cation channel activity; protein-containing complex binding. NCBI's taxonomy places the organism in Eukaryota, Metazoa, Chordata, Actinopteri, Salmoniformes, Salmonidae. Gene Ontology annotation, biological process: monoatomic cation transmembrane transport. Gene Ontology annotation, cellular component: intracellular cyclic nucleotide activated cation channel complex; plasma membrane.